This is a messenger RNA of Phascolarctos cinereus (koala), 3253 nucleotides long. It is a transcript of the gene ARB2A, whose product is annotated as ARB2 cotranscriptional regulator A. Gene Ontology annotation, biological process: regulatory ncRNA-mediated heterochromatin formation. Gene Ontology annotation, molecular function: siRNA binding. The record is from RefSeq and is a predicted model, not a curated record. NCBI's taxonomy places the organism in Eukaryota, Metazoa, Chordata, Mammalia, Diprotodontia, Phascolarctidae. Gene Ontology annotation, cellular component: nucleus.
AGGGCCCCGGAAGUGCAACUUGAACUCGGCAGUGGCGCCGCAUCCGGGGAGCUGAGAUCACAACAAGCGCACGAGUGAGUCCGGCCGGAGAUGACUCUCUUCUGAGAAUUGAUGUCCAUUUACAUCAUUUCUUUAAUUUGGUUGACACUUUGGAUAAACAUGGCACAACUCCAGCAAGGAGGUCCAGAUGAAAAAGAAAAAACUACAGCACUAAAAGAUUUAUUGUCUAGAAUAGACUUGGAUGAACUGAUGAAGAAAGAUGAGCCACCUCUUGAGUUUCCUGAUACUCUUGAAGGAUUUGAAUACGCUUUUAAUGAAAAGGGGCAGCUGAGGCACAUUACAACAGGGGAGCCAUUUGUCUUUAAUGCCCGUGAAGAUUUGCACCGAUGGAACCAAAAGCGCUAUGAGGCUCUUGGAGAGAUUAUUACUAAAUAUGUAUAUGAGCUCUUGGAAAAGGAUUGCAAUUUGAAAAAAAUCUCACUUCCAGUAGAUGCUACUGAGAGUGAACCAAAGAAUUUUAUCUUUAUGAGUGAGGAUGCAAUGACUAAUCCAGACAAACUGAUGGUUUUAAUUCAUGGUAGUGGUGUUGUCAGGGCAGGUCAAUGGGCUAGAAAGCUUAUUAUAAAUGAAGAUCUGGACAGUGGCACACAGAUACCUUAUAUUAAGAGAGCUAUGGAUGAAGGGUAUGGAGUAAUAGUGCUCAAUCCCAAUGAAAACUAUAUUGAAGUGGAAAAGACCAAAUCACAAGUGCAGUUAUCUUCUGAUGGUUCAGAUGAGCCAGCAGAAAAACGUGAAAGAAAAGAUAAAAACUUCAAAGAAGCAAAGAAGCGGCGUGAUUUUUAUGAAAAGUAUCGUAACCCUCAGAAAGAAAAAGAGAUGAUACCAUUAUAUAUUAGAGACAACGGCUCUCCUGAAGAACAUUUAAUCUAUGUAUGGGAUCACUUCAUAACUCAUUCUGCAGCUGAGAACACAUUUUUUGUUGCUCACAGCUAUGGAGGACUUGCCUUUGUUGAAUUGAUGAUUCAACGAGAAGCAGAUGUAAAAAAUAAGGUAACUGCUGUGGCGUUGACAGACUCUGUUCACAAUGUGUGGCAUCAAGAAGCUGGCAAAACUAUUCGGGAAUGGAUGAGAGAGAACUGUUGUAAUUGGGUGUCUAGUUCAGAACCAUUAGAUACAUCAGUGGAGUCCAUGUUGCCUGACUGCCCUCGUGUCUCUGCAGGUACUGAACGUCACGAGCUCACUUCGUGGAAGAGUCUCCCAUCUAUUUUCAAAUUCUUUACUGAAGCUUCGGAAGCAAAGAACAGUCCACUCAAAGCAGCUCUAACUCGACGCUCCCACAGGAUAAAACACGAAGAGAUUUAAGAGGAGCGAGAAAAAGAGAAAGGACACACAACCACACACAUCCGUGCAUACACAUGUACAGACCCGCAGACACACCCGAGAGUUCACACAGGCAUCCCUUAACUACUUAUUUUCGGCAAGCAGACUCCCAGCCCCUCAUUAGAUUGUUUUCUUCCCAGAGCACAGGGUCGUGAUGUAUACAUCUAAAUAGCGUUUUGCAUUAUUUCUAGAUGAGUGCAACUGUCAAAGCAAUAUGGGUUCACUGGUUGUGCUUCCUGUGGGCUGUAGCUUGGAUUUCGUGCUGCCCAUCAGUGCGCAGAUUAAGGCUGACAGCGGUACUGCACAGUGCAGCGUGGUGCAGCUCUAAUUGCCCUCACAUAGCCCUGCACCGAGUUGAUGGCACAGCUUAAGAGUUUCUUCAUGGUCCUAUUGCCUGCAUUAUUUUUUGCUGCUUUGGGGAAGUGUGUGUGUGUGUGUGUGUGUGUGUGUGUGUGUAUAAAACAUUACCUUUUUUUCUUUUGGACAGAAGCAAACUUUAUUAUUUUAUAAACUUAAAAUUUUAGGUAGUCUUUUUCUCCAUGAAUAGUUACUUAAAAUGUCUCUGACAACAUGUUAUUGGUUUUACUUUGGGGAUGAAUUUUAAACUCUUUAAAUUAAUAGCACAAAUGCUUUGCAUUAUGUAGAUUUGUAAAUGUGAACUACAUGCUUAUUAAAAACAUUAAGAAUCUAUUUUUCCUUAACAGACCAGAGAAAACUAGUUGAAAAUCUUUCAGUUCCUAAAUCCACUUUAUUCUACUAGAAGAACUUUGGACUUGAAAAUAAAAUUUCAGUCGAGUCUAUAUAGAGAAGUAAGGAAAAGAGAAAAUUUGGAAAUGUAAACCAAAACGAAUGAAUAAUCCCUUGGGGUGUAUUGUGUGUGUGUGUGUGUGUGUGUGUGUGUGUAUUAUACAUAUAUAUAUACAUACACACAUACAUAUAUGUGUACAUAUACAUAUAUAUGUAUGUGUUUAUAUGUAUGUGUAUAUAUAUGCUUUUUUUGGUUUUCCAUUUUCACAUGAAACCUGUCAACUUAUUAAGAUACUUACGUUGUUAGAUAUAAUAUAGUUUAACUGAAUUCUAAUUUAGGUUAUGUACUUAAGUUUCACUUUUAAAACUUCAUGUUGUUGGAAGUUUUUAUUCCUAAAAGACAUAGUUUAUUUUGAACUUUCAUGGAACAGAUGAAUCUGACUUUUUUUGAGACAGGAUUUUUGGAUGGCAUCAAAAAAAUUAAUCUGUGCACUCAAGUCUUUUCCUUUUAUAGGACUAAGUCAAGCCAACGCUAUUCUUUUAGUCCACUUAGAGUUAAAGAAUACUGUUCUGACUGAAAAGUGAAGAAUUGAAGUGAAAGAUUGUCUCCUCUUGGUCCAAUAGUAUUAUUUUUAGCUCUCCACUUUCUUUUAAGGAUCUUCUCUAAAAUUCCAGUUGCUCUGUAAUCAGAUCCAGUUGAGAUCUCUACAACACUGUGAAAUAUCAGAACUAAAAUAAGUCAUGAUUUUUCUGAUAAUUCUGAUUCAAAUAUUACAUUGUAACAUGUUGAGUUUAUAAUUGUUGUAAAAAGGUCCAUUACCUAGUGAGGGUUCUAUUUAUAAUAGAUGAAAGAUGAAUUUAAUAUUUUGUCACCUUUUUAAAAAUAUGCUACUAUGGAAAUAUCGGUCUUAUUUGAUGACAUCAUGAAAUGUACCACAAAUGUCAUAGGACUAGCUGGCCAAAAAAUCAAUUGAAAUCCUCCACCUCAUAAUAAGCAUUUAUACAUUAUGUGCUUGUAUCAGCAAGUUUUGGAACUGCUAAUGUCUGAUACCGUGCCUGGAAUGCACAUACACUAAUUAAUUCUUAUGGUUUUGAUGAUGGCAAAUUAAAGUGAUCUUUUUCUUCA